Molecule: messenger RNA, 3708 nt
Organism: Cylindrotheca closterium
Lineage: Eukaryota; Bacillariophyta; Bacillariophyceae; Bacillariales; Bacillariaceae
Source: the annotation of a GenBank genome assembly
AUGAGCCAUAUUAUGCAAAGCUGCCCUGGGAAACGAAGACGGGCCACUUUGCAGAUAAUGAUUAAGGUAUGCUGUAAGGGCUGGUUCCUCCUUGUAGGUUUAUUAUCGUCUCGUGUAAGAGCGAAUUCAGAGAUUGCCUUUGAUUUAGUGAAGUGGGUGAACGAGCAAAAUCACGGAUACGUUAAUCCGAAGCUUGGGAUCCGCCAAACGGAAGAUGAUGGUUUGGCAUUCUUUGCCAGAGCCAAGAUUGAAGCUGAUGAGGUUUUAACUCAUAUUCCUUGGAGUGUGAUUAUUGCAUCAGAUGAUCAAGACAACCCUGAAGACAACAUGGACUGUGGCACUGUGAGGAACCUUGCCAGAGAACUUAAACUUGGUGAAAAGUCGGCGUUUGCUCCAUAUGUACAAUAUUUGCUUUCUUUAGAUGACGGCCAAAUUCCAAGCGCAUGGACUGACGCAGCAAAAGCUAUCCUAGAAGACAUUUUGGGAGACGAUCGUAUGCUGCCGCCGGGGGCAGCAACUUUUAUGCUUCAUGAUGAAUGGGUGUAUGAGUGUGAUGGUGAUGCCAGCGAUAAGCUUACUUUCAAGGCAGCGGAGUUAGUCAUGCAACGGGAGGAUGCCGCACUUAUGGUGCCUCUCUACGACUUGAUUGAACACAGAAAUGGAGAAUACCUCAACACAAAAACCAUGAUCAAAGGGGGAAAGUAUCACAAGACAUUGGCCAGCCGUACCAUUCAGUUGGGCGAACAGAUUCACAAGAGUUUUGAUAUGUGCGAAGAAUGCGACCCGGAAGCCAUUCGGGUUGGUUACGGAACCGCUGAAAUCUUUCGUGAUCGUGGUGUCGUUGAAAGAUUCCCUCAACGCUGGACCUACAAGCCCUCUAUGAAAAUUGCUACAGACAAAGAUGGAAACAUGUUCUCUCAAACUCUUGAGCCGGAUCUUCAGUUCACAAUCGUAGAAAAUUCCGAUGGAACCGUUCAGGUGAAAUGGACAGACGACCUUGAGUUCCAGGACGACGGGAAAAACUAUGUGCGCCGCAUUUUUCGCAAGCAUCUCCAGCGUCUACACCGCUACAAAAAUGUGGAAUACUCGAUUGAGAAACCUGAAAAUAUUCCACAACACCAAUGGAAUGCUAUCUGGAAGUAUUGCGAGGCAGUGGGGAAUUCGCUCGUUUACGCAAUCCAAUCACUAGUCAAUUCCGAAAAUAUCAAUCCAUGCAAACCUGGUCAAUCGCUACUAGAAGGUGCUUGUGCUGCAGAUCUUCUGGAGCUCUAUGAAGUGCACUAUCAUGAUUUGGGAUGGGAGGAGGAUGACAUCGAAUAUAUUGAACCGUACUGUAGUUCAUCUCAGAUCAUUGAAUACGUCGACUACCCAAGAAUUGAUGAGAUACAAACGAAUUAUCAACUCUUAUCUUUCUGGGAGCGUGAAAGCGACGGAGAUAUUUGCAUGAACCUGGAAACUACACUGCAAAUAUGUUCAUCUUACCGACCACACUACCAUGAGUUCUUUGUCCACUUCCCCGCUCGAUACAUUGAUGAAAUCAAACGCGUCAUCUUUGUCGGCGGUGGAGAUGCAAUGCUCUUACAUGAGGUACUCAAAUUUCCCGAGCUAGAGAAGGUCGUCGGCCUCGAACUUGACCAGCAAGUUACAAGAAAGAGCUUCAACUACUUCAAAUCACAACCUCACUGGGACGAAGAGAGAGUAGAGUGGUGGUAUGGAGAUGCGACAAAGAGCCUACCAUUGCUGCCGCAGGAUUAUUGGGGAUCAUUUGACCUAGUGCUUGUAGAUCUCUCUGAAACUGUGAUGUCCAUGUCGGUAACUGGCGAGCUCGAUAUCUUCUCUGCUCUCGCGUUGUUACUGAAGCCGGAGGGUAUCAUGGUGAAGAACGAACCAUACAUUGAUCAAUUCAGUAACUUUUUCGACCACACGAUUCACAUAUUCUACGGUACACCUAAGAUCUGCACACAGGUGCUUGUGAUGGGAAGCAACAAGGUUGACUUUUUGCACCAUCCCGUCAAGGAACGCCCUGAAAUCGAACAGCUUCUCUUGGAACCGCUCGAUGAUCCAUCCGAUCGGUUUAAGUACUUUCACGACUAUCGCAAAAAUAACGCCACGGAGCAGGGCAAGUGUAUCCUCAAAAAGGGAAGCGUGACGACGCAGCAGGGAAAAAAAGCUGGAAUUUUGGAAAUUUUGGAGGUGGAGGAGGCUUUCAUUUCCUCGACGGAAGACUUGGAAUCCUCAAUCUAUAGUCUUGCUGUGGAUGUUGGAUUGUCACCAGCGUUGUCAUUUUCUGAUACAGAUGGCACAAUAGUGGUUCUGAUGAAGGAAGGCUACAUCAUUGCUCGAUUAUGGGCGGAGCGGAAGUAUUGUGCGCUGGACAUUCAUCUUUGGGGGGCAUUUGAUAAGUCGUCACUGCUUCGCUCGGUCUUGAAGGAGGCUCUCUCCAGUGAUAAUAUCUCAUCAUAUCGGAUUGUGGCAGGAGGUAUGUUUGGUUCCAACACUGCCGAUUCGGACAAGAAUGUGAUUGGCAUUCAAGUGUCGCAACAGCGAAACUGUUCAACUGAGGUUGUGACUUACGAUGGCAAAACAGAUGAGGCCGAGGCGAUGGGUAUUGCACUGCUGCAAACCGUAGAUCUGGUAGCUGGGAAGCCAAAUCUAAAGGCUGCAGUCCUCUGUGGGUUCAAGGAUGAGGAAAAGUGUGGAAGUGUUGAUAUCUUGGUUGCCGAUGGCCGUCUGAAGACAGUUGUUCCGAUUUGGGCUUGCCGUAGUCUGAAGAACGUGACGGAGGAUCUAAUUAUGUAUUCCCAGAUGUAUGAGUGCGAGAAGGAAGUUGAAGACCUUCUAACCAGAGACACGAUAGACACGAUGGAAGAAGUAGACAUGGUAGUUUUGGACCAAUCGGCGCCACGGCAGAUGGCCCAGAUCAUGACUAGCAUAAUGAGCUAUCCUGAGAAUCGAGAUCGUUUUGUAUCGGAGGAGCAUGUGUUUGUUUCUCUGAUAAGAGAUUUGGGCUCUGAGUUGUGGCGUCGAGAGUUUUUAGAGCAGUAUCGGAAGGAAAAACAUGGUUUACCAUUGUUCCGAACGGAGGUCUCGUUGAAGAGGGCUCAUCGUAAUCUUGGAUUGGAUCUUAUUAUUCGAGGCCAGAACAGUUUCCUGCAUUUACACCAACUCGAAGGGAAUCUUCGAUCCAAACUUUCGCAAUAUACUGUUGAUAUGAGGAGAAUCACCGGUGGGGCCCAGUACUAUGACCCGGAUUAUGCGUUCAAGAUUUUCCCUGACUCCGCUUAUGACAGAGAAACUGCGAGUGAACAAGCAAAGAAUUCUGUAGCACUUGGGCGACAGAGUAUUUUUCAAUUUGAAUGGUUCAGUUCCGAUGAAGGUGAUAUGCCAUCAUUUUACGACCUCAAAAGUGUGUUCCUGGCUACCUUGAAAGAAAUACACUAUAAUACAACUUGGGAACAGGAGUACUCAGACGUAGGAGACGGUGAGGUUUUUGUGUCGAAGUUUGACGAGGGAUUGGCUGUGUUGGUGUGGGAUGGGCAGAAGCAUGUUGAUGUGAAUCUGUUUUCAACGGACCAAAGUGAAGAACGAGCGAAUGGAUUUGGUCAGAGGUUUAUUGAGCUAUCAGGUUUAUCUCAGUACCUCCGAGACGAUCAACCACGUGGAACUGGAAGAGUUGUACUUUUUUCAAGCGAAACUCUCUAUCGGUAA